CAAUUGUGAUUCUUUUCCUCUCCGCACCGCAGAUCUCUCUUUGUAGAAACACUGUACAUAAGAUUCCAAAGAAUCAAAUGAAUGUGUGUAAAUGUGUGUGUUCUGGUUUGUUUUCCACUUUGAAAAUUCGGAAAUUUACUACAAAUACAGAUGCAGUUAGAGUUAGAAAUCAGAGUUGCAAAUAGAGACAGAAACGUAUAUACUUUUGUAUCCAAUUAUAGCUUAGUGAGAGAGAGAGAGAGUUGACAGUCGCUGCUGAUGGGGCAGUGUUACGGUAAGACGAUCCCCGCCGAAAACGACGAUGGGUACCCCACCACCACCGCCGCCGCCGAUCUCCCUCCCACCGCCACUCCGGCGAGAUCCUCCGCCGCCAACAGCCCCUACCCCAGCGCCGCCGCCGUCUCUCCCUCUCCGGCGAGGUCCACGCCGAUGAGGUUCUUCAAAAAGCCCUUUCCUCCGCCCUCCCCGGCCAAGCACAUUAGGGCCUCGCUCAGGAAGCUGGGGCACAGGAAGAAGUCGCCCCGCCACGGCACCAUUCCGGAGGAUGCGCCGCCGCCGUCGCCGCCACAGCUCGAGCAGCAGCAGCAGCACGCGCUUGAUAAGAAUUUUGGGUAUAAUAAGAAUUUUGGGGCUAAGUAUGAGCUUGGGAAGGAGGUUGGCCGAGGGCAUUUUGGCCAUACCUGUUUUGCUAAAGGGAGAAAGGGGGAGCUCAAGGACUUGCCUCUUGCUGUUAAAAUCAUCUCCAAACCUAAGAUGACGACUGCAAUAUCCAUUGAAGAUGUUCGCAGAGAAGUGAAAAUUUUGAAAGCUCUCUCAGGUCAUAGACAUCUAGUCAGAUUUUAUGAUGCUUGUGAGGAUGCCAAUAAUGUAUACAUAAUAAUGGAGUUGUGUGAAGGUGGAGAAUUGCUUGACAGAAUAUUGUCAAAAGGUGGUAGAUAUACUGAAGACGAAGCAAAACUAAUUAUUGUUCAAGUUCUUAGUGUUGUUGCAUUUUGUCAUAUUCAGGGUGUCGUACACCGUGACUUGAAACCCGAGAAUUUUCUAUUUACCUCCACAAGUGAAGAUGCUGAUAUGAAGCUUAUUGACUUUGGUCUUUCUGACUUCAUCAGAACAGAUGAAAGACUAAAUGACAUUGUCGGAAGUGCUUAUUACGUAGCACCUGAGGUUCUUCAUAGAUCCUACAGUGUGGAGGCUGAUAUAUGGAGUAUUGGUGUCAUCACCUAUAUUUUGCUUUGUGGAAGUAGACCAUUUUGGGCAAGAACGGAGUCUGGAAUAUUCCGUUCUGUUUUGAGAGCUGAGCCAAACUUUGAGGACCUGCCUUGGCCAUCUGUUUCUUCACAUGCCAAGGACUUCGUAAAGCGACUUUUGAACAAGGAUUACCGGAAAAGAAUGACUGCCGCUCAAGCUUUAACUCAUCCUUGGUUGCGAAGUGAGAGCCAUCCAAUUCCGUUAGACAUAUUGGUCUUUAAGCUAGUGAAGUCGUAUCUGCACGCUACACCUUUUAAACGUGCAGCACUUAAGGCUCUCUCAAAGGCAUUGAGUGAGGAGGAGUUGGUCUACCUCAGAGCACAGUUCUUGCUUUUAGAGCCUAGUGAGGAUGGAAGAGUCUCUCUCGAUAACUUCAAAAAGGCUCUUGCACGUAAUGCUACUGAUGCCAUGAAGGCAUCUAGGGUCCCGGAUAUCCUCCACGCGAUGGCUCCAUUAUCUUAUAGAAAGAUGGAGUUUGAAGAGUUCUGUGCAGCUGCAAUCAGCACUUACCAACUGGAGGCCCUAGAGAGAUGGGAGCAAAUUGCUUCCACGGCUUUCGAGCAUUUUGAAGAGGAGGGUAACCGCGCUAUAUCAGUAGAGGAGUUAGCCCGGGAGCUGAACGUUGGGGCUAGCGCGUAUUCGAUGCUGAGAGAUUGGUUGAGGAGUGACGGCAGACUGAGUUUGGUGGGAUAUACUAAGUUUUUGCAUGGGCUCACCCUUCGGAGCUCAAACAUGAGACAUCAUUAGCUAAGCUUAGCUUAUCUUGAUUCUUGGUUUAGGAUUCUUCGAAAGGAAAUUAUUUUGAUGGACACAGAUUUUGCGCAUAAACUGAUCAUAAGAAUUUCAUGUACAAAUGUAGUAGGGGGAUGCCCCCUCUUUAGAAAGUUCAUACUUUUAUUUUAUUUUUUAUUUAAUCUUAUACAUUAUUCUUGAUAUAGUGAAUGGAGAUUUUGUGUUGA
This is a messenger RNA of Salvia hispanica, 2207 nucleotides long. Its product is annotated as CDPK-related kinase 3-like. Gene Ontology annotation, biological process: protein phosphorylation. NCBI's taxonomy places the organism in Eukaryota, Viridiplantae, Streptophyta, Magnoliopsida, Lamiales, Lamiaceae. Gene Ontology annotation, molecular function: protein kinase activity; ATP binding. The record is from RefSeq and is a predicted model, not a curated record.